UCUGGAGAUAUUUCCGAAAAACUGAAGUGGAUAAUCCGAAAUCGAGGAUAAUCCACUUUAGUGAAACAGGUCGUAUAUGCCUUAAUUAUCAUGACUUUGUGAAUCUCAUUCAAUAAAAUUAAUAAUUAAUCAAGAUAAAGUUGAAUAAAAGGUAUAUUCAGGCUGGUGUCAAAAUAGGAUUCAAGAUGUAUCAAGAAUGCACCUAAAGAAAUUCAUGUAACAAAAAAGCGUGUAAUUAAAUCUAUCUAUCUCAACAUUCUACAAUAUUACAAGUGCAACGCUCAAAUAUACUGUUAAUUAUAGCAUGUAAAAGAAACCAAUAGAAAAAAAUACAUAAGUUCGGCUUGCUUUAAGCCUGCUUUAAAUUACCUUUUGAACUUUUCUGAAUCCUGGAGAGUAAAAUUUAAAUUUUAAAACUUUUUGAUAUUUAUUUUUAAAAGCACACGCAAAGGAUCAAGAAAACAAAAUGAGAAAUGAAACAACAGAGAGAAUUUGACAGGUUACUUUUCUCUUCUCUCAUUCAUGUUUCUCCAACAGCAUACAUACCUGUUUCUUUACUGUCCAAUUUUUUCCAAAAGGAAUAAAUGUAUCCCCUUCUUUAAAAACAUCUCAGUGUGUAUUUCAUCGUUGUUGCGAAAGGAUCAAAAAGUGAACAGAUAUUUCAUCAUGAUCUCAGAAUCAUACAAUUCGCAGUUUUACUAUAAUUGCUCUAAUAUUAUUUUAAAUAAAAAAAUAAAUCUAUCCUUUCCGGACGAAAAUUUGUCUCCAAAUAAUUUUAACAUAGAAUCACCAUUAGAAUUUCAAAUAAAACCAUAUAAAUCAUCUUCAAAUAAUGGAAACGAAUUAUCAUUAACAAACAUUUCUGAUGGAUGGCAAACACCGAAUUCAAUUAGUGAUAGCUACCGAUCAUCAAGUCCUGAAUUUAUAUCGCUGUCAACAUCUAAAUACCUUCCAGUAAAUUUUAAAAUUCAGAAUCAUCAAAAUAGUUAUUCACAGGCAUCAUCAGUAAUUUAUCAACCACAACAUAUUCCAAUAAAAACAGAAUGUCAAAGUGAUACAGAUGAAAGUGUUUCUGAUCAAGAUAUAUCACCAGUGAUAAUCCACAUGACAUCGAAAAAUGAAUCAAAGGCACAAAGAAAGCGAAAAACUAAGCAAAUUGCACCAAUAGUUAAAAAGAAAAGACGGUUGGCUGCAAAUGCAAGAGAAAGACGACGCAUGCAAAAUUUAAAUGAAGCAUUUGACAGAUUAAGGCAAUACUUACCAUCACUUGGAAACGAUCGUCAAUUAUCUAAACAUGAAACAUUACAAAUGGCACAAACGUAUAUUUCUGCACUUUGUGACUUACUUGAGUAAUAUUAAAUUAAAUCUUAAGGAGUCUUACGUAAGAAUAAGCAAAAUAUAAUUUAUGUACUACAAAACACUAUACUUUUAAUGAACGCAU
Chironomus riparius is the source of this 1441-nucleotide messenger RNA. The record is from the annotation of a GenBank genome assembly. NCBI's taxonomy places the organism in Eukaryota, Metazoa, Arthropoda, Insecta, Diptera, Chironomidae.